ACAGUAUACACGUUGACAAUCGCGGAGCAGAGAGGAUGUAAACAUGCUUCUGCUAGCCUCCCGAACACCGAAGGACGAGCGAUCAUCUAUAGGUUAAGUGCGCGUUUCGAGUGCAGCGUUAUCAGUGUGAAAGUGCCGUUUUCCGCAGCGACCGAGGUGAUCUUUGCUGAGUUACGCAGUCGCAGUCUCUUAUCGGCCUCCGAACAAUAUAGCUCCAAAUGACUUGAGCACUGCCGCUUUCGAAAAUGGUCCGUCGAAAGUCCAGCCGACCGAAAUCCAACGCGUCGAAUGCUUCUUCGCGCAGGAAUUUCGCGAUGGACAAGCACGCGAAGAAACGCCGAGUCAACGGAAUGCUGAAGGAGAUCGCGCGACUCCAGAGGUCCACGAAGCUACUCAUCCCGAGAGCCCCAUUCGCUCGACUCGUGCGACAGAUAAUGCUGGACCUGUUUCCGCGGCUAGAGUCCCAGAGGAUACAGCACAGCGCGCUGGAGGCCCUGCAGGAGGCCGCGGAAAUGUACCUUGUGCAGUUCUUCGAAGACGCGCUGCUCAUAUGUCUGCACACGAAGCGGGUGACGCUGAUGGUGCAAGACAUGAUACUGUGCCGACGACUGCGAGGCCGCGGUGAUAUUAUUAAUAGAUAAUUAAUCAAUGGGUACUCAUAACGAACUUUUGACAUUAUUCAAUAGACACAUUCUUGUUUUAAUCGACUAUUCGACGUUUAUCUGUUUCGAAAUUUUAGUGUUUCAGUUUUAGAAUCAAUAUAGAAAACGUCGCCAACCGCGACAGGAGUGUACCAACGAACUUGCAGAUUGUUAUUGUGCGAAAUACUUGGAAGGUGCUGUAGCGUAUUUUAUAAUUAUCGGUGCAUCACGUACACACACUCGAGUAUUCAAGUAAAAAGUUUCUCUGCGUUCGCGAUUAAGGGCACUUAUUGUGAAAAAUUGAAUUGCUAUCGCCGUCGGGGGAAAUCAGUAAAAUGCGGAUCAUUAAGAAAUAAUAAGCAAGCAAUAACUAUACCUAUGUUUAACGGUGUUUUCAAUUCGCAAAUAAUGUACGUGCGUCGAAUCGCACUUUGCAUUUCACUACUUUCCCUCGUUCGCGCGUGAGGAUUUUAAAAACUCGUAAGAAUUUAUAAAACAUUACGUAUCAGUGUAUAAAAAGGCGACCUAUGCGAAAAACCUCUAUGACAAUCUUAUUGUGCACAUAUAUGCGGUUAUUACACAAGCUUGAAAAGUGAUAUAAAGGUACAACGAUGCAUU
Molecule: messenger RNA, 1259 nt
Organism: Nasonia vitripennis (jewel wasp)
Lineage: Eukaryota; Metazoa; Arthropoda; Insecta; Hymenoptera; Pteromalidae
Gene: Cenp-a
Product: centromere protein A
Exons: 2
Coding region: 246-641 (131 amino acids)
Cellular component (GO): nucleosome
Molecular function (GO): protein heterodimerization activity; DNA binding; structural constituent of chromatin
Source: RefSeq, marked validated